This is a messenger RNA of Oenanthe melanoleuca, 332 nucleotides long. RefSeq names its product cytochrome c oxidase subunit 6B1. The transcript has 3 exons. Gene Ontology annotation, cellular component: respiratory chain complex IV; mitochondrion. The record is from RefSeq and is a predicted model, not a curated record. NCBI's taxonomy places the organism in Eukaryota, Metazoa, Chordata, Aves, Passeriformes, Muscicapidae. The coding region runs from base 22 to 282 and encodes 86 amino acids.
UUCCCUAAUUAGGAGCUCGGGAUGGCUGAGGACAUCAAGGCCAAGCUGGGGCGCUACAAGACGGCGCCGUUCGACAGCCGCUUCCCCAACCAGAACCAGACCCGCAACUGCUGGCAGAACUACCUGGAUUUCCAGCGCUGCCAGCGCGCCAUGGCCGCCCGCGGUGCCGACGCCGCCCCGUGCCAGUGGUACUUCCGUGUCUACAAGAGCCUGUGCCCCACGGCCUGGGUGACGGCGUGGGACGAGGCCCGUGAGGAGGGGACCUUCCCUGGCAAGAUCUGAGUGUCCCCCACCCCCCCCGGGUGACAUCGGUGACACCGGGACGGGGGGAG